UAAUCUCUGUCUUCUUGAGCUUUUGAUAUCUCAUGCUUUAUACUUCGUUGUUUCUUGUAUUUUAUUAAGUUUAAAAUAAUUGUUAUGUUUAUAGGAUUAUUUAUCUUACUAAAUAAAAUAUGUGGUAGUGUGUAUUGUUAACAAUGGCAGGUUUUGGAGAUUAUUCUGGAUAUAAUAGACCUUUUGGUCUGGAUCCCAAUAGAGAGACGAAUGAUUUGUAUGAUACCCGUUAUCAGCAAAUUUAUGGAUAUCACACCCCUAUCACUGAAGAGUAUCAGGGCCCUCCGCUGAUUCUGGACGAUCCCCCUGACGAAGAUAAUAGUUCCUAUGUAACAACAGCAAUAAGUGUAGCAAGUCUCAUCACAGAGAAUUUGUUAAGUCAUCCAUUUAUUGUAUUGAGAAGACAAUGCCAGGUACACAAUAGUCUCAAGAACUUUCACAUUGUUCCAUAUACCCUAUUGCCAGUAGUAGUGAGAUUACACAGGAGACAAGAUAUCACUACCUUGUGGAAGGGCAUUGGGUCAACCUGCAUUGUAAAGGGUCUCAAUUUGGCUGUUGAAGAUGUGGUUGCUAAAGGAACAGGUUGGCCAAAAGAAAUUGGAAAAUGUAGUUCUGUCUUACAAUUUCUGCAACACAUAACAUUAAAAUGUAUUAGUUUAGCAAUCAUUACACCAUUCUAUUCAGCCAGUUUGGUGGAAACUGUACAGAGUGACAUAGCAAGUGACAAACCAGCUCUCUUUGAUGUGUUCCGAGAAGGAUUUGUGCGCAUCUUAGAAUGGGGAACACCAAGCAGAGGUAGGAUGUUACCUAUAUGGGCAAUUGUUUUGCCUACAGCAGCUCUGGGGGUCUCUAAAUAUUUAGCACAUGUUACAAUAAAAAGUUUAACUGCAAGAGUUCUCAGAUUUCAACAAAGACACAAACAUGAACUAAGUGAUUCUUACAAUAUGAAUUAUCAUAAAAGCACACAGAAUCCUCUGAUAGAAGAUAUCAACUUGAAGGCCAACAUUUUCUCCUUCAUUGCUAUGGAAAUUAUGUUCUAUCCUGUAGAAACAAUCAUACAUAGACUUCACAUACAGGGCACAAGAACAAUAAUAGACAACUUAGACACUGGAACAUCAGUAACCCCUAUUUUGACUGGAUAUGAAGGAUUUGUGGAUUGCUACAACACAACAAUAGCCAGGGAGGGUGUGGCUGGCUUGUAUAAAGGUUUUGGUGCAUUGGUACUCCAACUUGCUGCUCAUUUGGCAAUCAUUAAGUUAACAACAUUAGUUGUAGCAGAAGUAUCCAACCUUUUAAAACCAGCCAAAUCUCCUUCAAACUCUGAGGACUCUGUACACUCACAACAAAAAUAUUUAUUUAAUUAAAUUAUAAUUAUCCAAGACUAGUGUAAAAUAAAACAUUACCUGUUUGCACAUACAACAGUCAGCAACAACUGAUGCAAUUGUUUUUGUUAUUUCUAAAAAUUCAUUGGUUGAAAAAUUAUAACGAUAAUUAUUUUAUUAAUGUUGAGAUAAACUACUUUUAGUUUGAAAUCAGUAUGAAUGAUAUUCAUUAUAUAGAAUGUUUUUUUAUUAUUAUUUUUUAGAAAUAAUAGAUAUAGAUAUUAAGGAAAAUAUAGAAAAGAAAUAGGUUUGAAAUAAAAGUUGGUAUUUA
Galleria mellonella (greater wax moth) is the source of this 1653-nucleotide messenger RNA. RefSeq names its product mitochondrial outer membrane protein SLC25A46 (gene Slc25A46a). The record is from RefSeq and is a predicted model, not a curated record. Lineage: Eukaryota; Metazoa; Arthropoda; Insecta; Lepidoptera; Pyralidae. The coding region runs from base 144 to 1364 and encodes 406 amino acids. The transcript has 7 exons. Gene Ontology annotation, biological process: mitochondrial fission; mitochondrial membrane fission. Gene Ontology annotation, cellular component: mitochondrial outer membrane.